Messenger RNA from Eucalyptus grandis, 533 nucleotides. RefSeq names its product pathogenesis-related protein 1. The transcript has a single exon. The record is from RefSeq and is a predicted model, not a curated record. Gene Ontology annotation, cellular component: extracellular region. The coding region runs from base 36 to 533 and encodes 165 amino acids. Lineage: Eukaryota; Viridiplantae; Streptophyta; Magnoliopsida; Myrtales; Myrtaceae.
CUUCCUUCGCCAAUUUUCUUUUGGUCUCUCACAAUAUGAGUUCCCGUAUGACAAUCCCUCUGCGUCUUAUUUUUCUCGUCGCGUUAACCCUAGCAUUGAUCCCUCUGUCCAUCGCCCAAGACUCGCCCCAAGACUAUGUCGCCGCCCACAAUGCGGCUCGCUCUCAGGUUGGUGUGGGCCCGAUGGCGUGGGACGAAAGCGUCGCUGGCUAUGCCAGGGAUUACGCCAACAAGCAUGCCAGCGACUGCACGCAACUCAUUCAUUCAGGCGGACCCUAUGGGGAGAACCUUGCGUGGGCUUCCCCCGAUCUUACUGGCACAGGAGCGGUGAACAUGUGGGUCGGAGAAAAGCCUGACUACGACUACAAUUCCAAUUCAUGCGCACCAGGUAAGGUCUGUGGGCAUUACACUCAAGUGGUGUGGCGCAACUCUGUUCGGCUUGGAUGCGCAAAGGCUCAAUGCGCGACGGGCGGUACUUUGGUCACUUAUAACUACGAUCCUCCUGGGAAUGUUGAUGGCCAGAAGCCUUAUUAA